Entrophospora sp. SA101 is the source of this 564-nucleotide messenger RNA. The record is from the annotation of a GenBank genome assembly. NCBI's taxonomy places the organism in Eukaryota, Fungi, Glomeromycota, Glomeromycetes, Entrophosporales, Entrophosporaceae.
AUGAGUGAUGGUUCAUUGAGGUACGACGCUAUAUUUGAGGGUAUUUUCAAAUCGGAAGUAUUACUUGAUUAUGAUAUUAGUAGAAUAACAGAAAACAAAAUAAGAAUUUGCUUAAAAUAUGUUCUUUAUACUCAUUCGUAUACUAAAUCUGAAAAGCAGUAUAUAAUUGAUUUUGCAAAUAAUUUUAUGGAUGGGAGAAAUAUCAGAGAUGAUUUAGCAAUAAAUAUCAUAAAUGGAAUAAGACCAAAAAUUCCAAAUAAAUUUCCUGAAAAGUUUAAAAAAUUACUAAAUCAGUGCUGGGAUGCUAAUCCUGACAAUAGACCUGACGCAAAAACUUUAUGGAUAGAAGUAAAAGAAAUAUUGAGAGACUUAUAUAAUACAGAUCAAAAUUUAAAAUUGAGAUAUUCCAAAAUAACUAUUAAUUUCACUGAUCUCACCAGCAAACAUCAUCAUUUUUCAAAUCUUCCUACUCCAAAAAAUGCUUCUCGAGAACAACAAGAAGCUUACCACACUAAACAAAAUGAUCUUGUUAUACCAGAUGGUAAUUUGAUCUUAAUCGCAUGA